AUGGCGGCAACAUCACGAUGGCGGGAUCUAGACAAGAUCCGUACCACCGCCGGUCCGUUCAGUGAUGGGGACGAGGUGGAUGGACCUUCUGUGAUCGAGAACAUGGAUAACAUGAAAAUUUUUGGCGCUGGUGGUCUGGGAUGCGAGAUUCUGAAGGAUCUGGCACUCUCAGGUUUCAAGGAUAUACACGUAAUUGACAUGGACACGAUCGAUAUCUCCAAUCUCAACCGGCAGUUCCUUUUCCGAAAGGAUGACGUGGGAAAAUCGAAGGCAGAAGUGGCUGCUAAAUUUGUUGAGCGAAGAGUCAAAGGCGUUAAGAUCACGCCCCACAAUAACCGCAUACAGGACUUUGACGAGUCUUUCUAUAUGCAGUUCACAAUUGUGGUCUGUGGACUAGACAGUAUAGAAGCCCGGCGGUGGAUCAACGCAACUUUGAUCAACAUGGUGGACGAGGACAAUAUGGAUUCUCUCAAGCCUCUAAUUGACGGCGGUACAGAAGGAUUCAAGGGACAGUCUAGAGUGGUACUCCCUACCAUGACAUCCUGCAUAGAAUGCCAACUCGACAUGUUCGCACCACGAGCCGCGGUACCGCUCUGCACCAUUGCCACGAUACCUCGGCAACCAGAACACUGCAUCGAGUGGGCGCACGUCAUAGCAUGGGACAAGGAGAAGCCCUUCCCGCAGCUCGACAAGGACGACCCCGAGCACAUUACUUGGCUGUACCAGAAAGCCCUGGCCAGGGCCCAAGAGUUCAACAUCCCCGGCGUCACAUACUCCUCAACGCAAGGUGUCGUGAAGAACAUUAUUCCCGCCAUUGCAUCCACUAAUGCCAUUAUUGCAGCGAGUUGCUGCAACGAGGCUCUGAAGAUCGCGAGCGGUUGUGCACCGUCGCUGGGCAUGGAAGAGAACUAUAUGAUGUACUCCGGGAACGACAGCAUUUACACAUACACUUUCAAGCACGAGAAGAAAGAUGACUGUCCUGUUUGCGGAACGAUGGCGCGUCCGCUGGAGGUGGACCCCAAGCUGACACUCGAGGAGCUUAUCGAUCUCCUGGCGGCACGGCCAGAGGCGCAACUCAAAAAGCCAUCGAUCCGGGCCGAGGGCAAGAGCCUCUAUAUGCAGACCCCGGCUAGCCUCGAGGAGCAAACUAGACCGAACCUUAUCAAGAGCCUGACGGACCUGGGACUCGAGGAUGGAUGGGAGAUUUCCGUGACGGAUCCGGCUUUCGUGGCCAAUUUCAGGUUCAUCCUUCGGUUUAAGGCGGCCUAG
Messenger RNA from Diaporthe amygdali, 1269 nucleotides. RefSeq lists its product as uncharacterized. Gene Ontology annotation, biological process: protein neddylation. The transcript is spliced from 5 exons. Gene Ontology annotation, cellular component: nucleus; cytoplasm. NCBI's taxonomy places the organism in Eukaryota, Fungi, Ascomycota, Sordariomycetes, Diaporthales, Diaporthaceae. The record is from RefSeq and is a predicted model, not a curated record. Bases 1 to 1269 code for a protein of 422 amino acids. Gene Ontology annotation, molecular function: NEDD8 activating enzyme activity.